AUGCGGUUUCAACUUGUAGCCGUUGCCUUGUUUGCCGUAACGACUGCAAUUCCUGUACACGUGCAACCAGGCCUCGCGGAUCCGGAGCUCAUCAUAGCUCAACCUGAUUUAAAUGGACCUGCACCCAUCAUCGUAAAACCUGAUCUAACAGGACCUGCACCAAUUAUUGUUAAACCUGAUCAAACAGGACCUCCGCCUAUCAUCGUCCUACCUGAUUUAACAGGCCCUGAGUCCAUCAUUGCUCAGCCUGAUUUAACUGGACCUGCACCAAUUAUUGUUAAACCUGAUCAAACAGGACCUCCACCUAUAAUCGUUCUACCUGAUUUAACAGGCCCUGAGUACAUCGUCGUCUUACCUGAUUUAACAGGACCUGCACCAAUUAUUAUCAAACCUGAUCAAACAGGACCUCCACCUAUAAUAGUUCUACCUGAUUUAACAGGACCUGCACCAAUUAUUGUGAAACCUGAUCAAGUGGGCCCUGCACCUAUCAUAUUAAUACCUGAUUUAACAGGCCCAUAG
Messenger RNA from Pararge aegeria (speckled wood butterfly), 519 nucleotides. RefSeq names its product KH domain-containing protein 3-like. The record is from RefSeq and is a predicted model, not a curated record. The coding region runs from base 1 to 519 and encodes 172 amino acids. The transcript has a single exon. Lineage: Eukaryota; Metazoa; Arthropoda; Insecta; Lepidoptera; Nymphalidae.